UGCCUGCCUGGCGCUCGCUGGCUGCCCUCUGGAGCUUCUGGGGCUGCCGCCUGGCAGGCUGCGGCGGAGAGCGAUGAGUCCCGGCUGGCUGGCUGGCGGAGGCUGCAGCUGGGGGGCGGCGGCGCCAUGGCCGGGCGGCGCGGGAUGCUGAAGCGCAAGCCCAACUUCACGUUGCAGGAGAUCGACAUCCUCAUGAGCGAGGUGCUCAAGUACGAGCAGCUGCUGUUCGGGGCCGCCUCCACCAACGUGAACGCCUACGAGAAGCAGAAGAUCUGGUGGCGAAUCACCAGUAAGAUCAACGCGGCCGGGCGCAACCAGCGUGACAUCGGGGAGGUCAAGAACCGCUGGCGCGGCCUCCGGCGCCGAGCCAACGACAAGAUCACCCGGCACCGGCUGCAGCGCCAAGCGCAGUCCCCCGCCGAGCGCCCCUACGCCGCGCACCGUAAGGGCGGUGGCAGCGAGCCGCCUGGCCAGCCUGAGCUUGGCCCGGAGUGGUGCCUGCACGGCGUGUGCCCUUUGGACACGCCGCCGCCGCCGGGCACCAUCGAGGCGGCGGCUCUUCAGGGUGUGAAGGAGGAGCCAGUGAAAGAAGAGCCAGUAGAGGUGAAGCCAGUCCACCCCCUUCCCAUUGAUGCAGUCCAGCAGCAUGUGAGCCGGGGGGCUGAGAGGCGGCUGCUCAGGAGCUCUGGCCAAAUCCCAGAUGACCCCUGUGAGGACUGGAGCAGAAGCCCCCCAAAUUCCUCACAGACAGAACUCUCGCUCAGUGAGUUUGGGGGACGGCAGGAGACCCUGGGUUCGGAUUAUGCAAGAAUCACAUUUGACCAGGAGUCUCCACAUGGGCACCCGAACAAUUGUAACAUGGGAGACGUAGCGCAUCCUAUGACAGUGCCGAUUCAGGAAGGGUUGUCAGAAAGCAGCCGGUUUAGCCUAGCAGAGAGAUGGAUUGUCCAAGCUAAUGAGCAGUUGGUACAGGAGAUGCGUGCCUUCCGGCAGGAGUAUGCUGAAAGCCACAGAGAGACUGCCUCCAUUUUGCACAGCAUUGCUGAAGCCCUGAAUGGUGUCCACAGCAGCCUGUCUGAGAUCCGGGAUCUCUACCUCCGCCAGCAGGUGGCACCCAAGCAAUGAGGGAUAUACCUUCAGAAGAUGCUGAGCACCUCUAGCCUUUCAUGAAUAGUAUCAGCUACUAUGAAUAAGUCACUUCAGCUACGAAGAAGAGCUUGGGAGGUGGGUUGGAGGACAGAGUUCACUUCCGAUUUUCCUGAUUCUCAGCUCAAUAAAACUGAAAUGCAAAUCUCUUCUUAGGUGUUUGA
Molecule: messenger RNA, 1310 nt
Organism: Eublepharis macularius
Lineage: Eukaryota; Metazoa; Chordata; Lepidosauria; Squamata; Eublepharidae
Product: t-SNARE domain-containing protein 1-like
Exons: 2
Coding region: 127-1125 (332 amino acids)
Cellular component (GO): nucleus
Source: RefSeq, a predicted model, not a curated record